UCGUCGAUACAAGUUUCCUAAACCGAAUCACACUUUGCCAGGUACGCAUAUGGAUUGUUUUAUAGAUUGAAGUCCACUUUGGAUCUAAGGAAUUGUGCCUACUGGGUGGGGAAAAUAAACUUAUUUCGACCCUCUUUUGGACUUUCCUAAAUCUUCUUGAUCUUCGCCGUCAGGGCCAACGCAUUUGGCGAAAGCCAUGUUCCAGCCUACGGCCAAAAGAUGCUUCACCAUCGAGGCUCUGGUAGGCAAAGACAACACGUCCACACUGGGGGAUGAACCGCUUCGACCUACAGCUCUGAGAUACGCCGAUUCGGUGCACGCUUCCCCGUUCGGAAGCGGCUUCCAGAACGCCGGCAGGACUCUCUACAGCAGCCCCGAGCUCCUGUUCCCCGAGCCGGUGACCCACGCGGCCAGCCCUGCUCUUUCAAUGCACCCAGGGAACGCGCACCAUCUACCCGCACAGUCUUUCUUUGCGCCUCAGCAGAGAGAAGCACUGAGUUUUUACCCAUGGGUUUUAAGGAACAGAUACCUGGGUCACAGAUUUCAAGGCGGUGAGGGAGGAGCUGAGAGCCUGCUUCUUCACGGCCCUUUCACCAGGAAGCCUAAGCGGAUUCGAACAGCGUUCUCCCCGUCCCAGCUCCUGAGACUAGAGAGAGCCUUCGAGAAAAAUCACUAUGUGGUGGGAGCAGAGCGAAAACAAUUAGCAAGCAGCUUGUGUCUCACAGAAACCCAGGUAAAAGUCUGGUUUCAGAACAGAAGGACUAAAUACAAGCGUCAGAAACUGGAGGAAGAGAGCCCGGACACACAGCAGAAACGCAAAGGGACGCAGCACGUCAACAGGUGGAGAAUGGCGACCAGACAGACCAGCCCGGAGGACAUUGAUGUGAUUUCAGAAGAUUAGAGGCCGCCUGGAUUAAAACAGUCAAAUGUUUCAGUAUAAUUCGUGCAAUGAUGACUGCGAGCAGCCAGACAGAUGGACUUAUUAAAUAUUCAACACGUUUAAUUAUACCGGCCCAUUGUGGAAUUACCGAUUCCACUUCUGGUCAAGUCACAGGGCACAAAGGUGGACUUAAAGACAAACUUCAACCGUGUGAUUAUAGUUUAAUUAAAGAGAAUCUUUGUUAAGAAAACAGUUCGAUUGCAGCAAAUUGAAGACGGAUCGUCCUCGCUGGAGUUGACCUUGGGAUUGGAAUGUUAGUCGUGGAUAGAGCUCACUCCGCCCCACGCCACUCAUUGAGAAUUUAAUUCUUUUCAGACGGAUUUGGUAGCGUCCGGCGUCUUUCCAGGUAGAGCUACGGGGAUGGUGUUUUCUUUUCACGUUUUAGGUCGGAGGAUUUUUUUAAAAAUUAAAAUACCCGCAAGUCUUGGUGUAGCCUUGCGCGCAGCCUGAACACAAGGGGAUGUGUGUGAAUGAGAGAAAAGCUCAUUUGCAAGUUUCUACGGGUUUUAAACUGAGAAAAGGAUGGUCUGUAGGAGUUUAGCGCCGAGGACCUCGUGUACGUGAACGGCACUGUGUGAUUCCCGUUUCUUGAUGUUAAUGUCUCAUCUCGCCUCUCCCCAUAGAUCUGUUUUAUAAUGGUCUUCUUUGUCGAUUGUAAAUAAAUGUGUGUCACCACUGGCA
Pristis pectinata (smalltooth sawfish) is the source of this 1621-nucleotide messenger RNA. It is a transcript of the gene emx3, whose product is annotated as empty spiracles homeobox 3. Gene Ontology annotation, molecular function: DNA binding; DNA-binding transcription factor activity, RNA polymerase II-specific. The transcript is spliced from 3 exons. The record is from RefSeq and is a predicted model, not a curated record. Gene Ontology annotation, biological process: brain development; regulation of DNA-templated transcription; neuron differentiation. Lineage: Eukaryota; Metazoa; Chordata; Chondrichthyes; Rhinopristiformes; Pristidae. The coding region runs from base 197 to 901 and encodes 234 amino acids.